AGUAACGCCUUUAGUGUCAAACAGUGGUUGACUUAAAACAAAAUGAUUUAAAUGUAAAUCAAUAGUGAUUUGCGGUUAUUAUUAGGGAUUCAUAUGAAAUGUAUAAAUGGUUUGAAACAAUGCACUCACUAUUGAUCAUCAAUUGGUCUCAAAUGAUGUCAAAUAUCUUGUAUUAUAAGCAAAUGAUAUGAAUUUGAUUUAAAGACAUGUCUUUCUUUAAACGCAAUAAAGCGCCUAAAGGGUCACCAAAUGGGUCAUUGGUGUCGAUGUUGUCGAUGAAUAGUUCACCGCAAUUAACAACUACAGUGACAACCAAAGAGUGCAAUGGUUUGCCAUCGGAUGUCAUGAAUGAUGAGCCGACGGCCAACCAAUUAAAGUCAAGUCCUAAGACUAAUGCAUCGAUAUCGACGAUAUCGAGUCUGCACUCUCAUCGUAAUGUAAAACCUGUCCAUCAAAUGCUUUUAGCCGAAUCAAUGUAUGACCCGUCUGUUGAACUCAACCUCAACUCUCGGCUCAAUCAGAGUUUGCCACAAGUAUUGUCAGACAAUUUAAUAUUUCCUUAUUUUAUUCAAUUCAUGGAAUCGCUCGGAAAUGUCAGCAAAUGUUGGAUCAGAUUCUGGAUUCAAACAGAAUGUCUUAUUGAGUCACAAAAGAGUAUUACAAAGCAAAGUAACGACCAUUCAGUCGAUAACUUAAGACAACACUUUAUCACUGACUCAAUUGGCAUUUACGACAAAUAUUUAUCGGAAUCGUUGACAAAUUCAUUAGAUAUACCGAAAGAAAUAAAAGAUGAAAUUAAAGAUAAACUAAUAAACAAAACAUCUGAAGUUACGUAUAAUUUGUUUGGAAGCGCUCAGAAGUAUACCAUAGAAAUCAUUGAAAAACUUUAUUUUUACUUAUUUCUCGAUAGUUCUUAUUAUUGUAAGUUUUGYGUUGACUUCUUAACCACAGAAUCAGUCACUUUGGCUGACAUUCUGUUUAAUAGCACACUAUUGGCCACAAAUUUUAUUGAAUUUAUGGAAACUGAAGGAAUGAAGUCAUUCAUUGAUUUUUUAAUAAUGUUUGAAAAUUAUCGCAAAUUUUCCAACGAUUAUGACGACGCCAUUGCACUCUUCAAUCGUUUUUUCAGCGAUGACAUCGACAAUAAGUUAGGAUUUAGUGAAAGUUUARUAAUGAGUUUAAGUGAAAAAUUAGUGAAAAACAAUUUCAAAAGUGAUUGUUUGGACAGAGCGGCCGCUAUUCUUAUUCAGUACUUCGAGAAGACUUACUUAAAACAAUUCAUUCAAAACCAAUUCUUUAUGGAUUAUCUCAACAAAUGUCUUCAGUCCAUCCAAACUGAAUCAACUAAAUGCCAUAAAAGGACAAAUAGUGACAGUAGUUAUAAUAGUGAAUCAAGUUUUGUUAGCUCUUUGAGUUCAAAAGGCAAUAAAGAUAGCGACGCUUUGAGUGGUGGCUCAUCUCUAACUAAUCUGAAACAUAAAAACAAUCACUUGAUUGAUGACCUAAAAUCUGAUACUUUAUGGAAAAGAGAUUUAAGUGGAAAACUUCAGUUCACUCAUAUCGACAAAUAUGGACGCAUUUACAGUGAGAUUGAGUCGGAACCCGACAAACCUACCGGUUCUCUGAUGAAAGUCAUGAAAAAAUUUUCUUUGCAUUCAUCUCAAGAUAAGGACAAAGAGGAGAUCGCGUGGAAGAUCGCAGCUAUGAUUGUCAAUGAUGUCACUCACACUUGCAAUGGAUAUAAUGUCAAUACUCAACAAUCGUGAGGCAUUUGGUCUCUAUUUUGUUGAAAUAAAUUAUGUAAUUAUAUUAAGUAUAUAUUGUUUACUAUUAUUGUAAAGUUUAU
Molecule: messenger RNA, 1846 nt
Organism: Oppia nitens
Lineage: Eukaryota; Metazoa; Arthropoda; Arachnida; Sarcoptiformes; Oppiidae
Gene: pkaap
Product: regulator of G-protein signaling rgs-5-like
Exons: 2
Coding region: 207-1766 (519 amino acids)
Biological process (GO): intracellular protein localization
Cellular component (GO): plasma membrane
Source: RefSeq, a predicted model, not a curated record